Molecule: messenger RNA, 1231 nt
Organism: Solanum lycopersicum (tomato)
Lineage: Eukaryota; Viridiplantae; Streptophyta; Magnoliopsida; Solanales; Solanaceae
Product: putative GEM-like protein 8
Source: RefSeq, a predicted model, not a curated record
ACAAAAAGAUCAUUGAAGACACUCCCAUCUUACUGUUUCUUCUUGAUACAACAGAAAAUUCUGAAAAAGCAUAUACAUGACCUUUUUUGGUUAUCUCAGAUGACUCAUAGCUGACUCAUGCAACAAUCAGUUAAAGGAUUCACCAACUCCUCUGCAAGCACCUAUAUAUAAUGCUAUAAUGCAAUGCUUUUAAACCAUCAACCGAACUUAAAUACUUCCCACAUACCUUCAAAAUACAGUAAUACUCCACCUCAAACCAGAAUCACAAUGGACUUACUCCGUGGAAAUUCGGUGGGUAUUCCCAUGAGUUCAUCAGUAGGUUCACUUGAAAGCCAGCCGAAAAGACUACUUGCCUUACCUGCUUGCGAAGACCAUAUCGUUCCAUAUGCAACUUCAAAGAACUUGUCUCAAAUUAAGCAGAGAAGAUAUGUCAUUGGUAAGAUGAACAAAUUGGGAGAAAGGGUGGAUUGUCUAGUAAAAAGCAUCCGCGAGCAUGUGAGCCUAAGCCCGAAACUAACAGAAACUUUAAAGGGAAAAUUGAGCCUUGGAGCAAAAAUCCUUCAAGUAGGAGGGUUGGAGAAAAUAUUCAGGCAGAAGUUCAGUGUUAGAGAUGAUGAAAAGCUAUUGAAUGUUUCUCAAUGCUAUUUAUCAACGACAGCUGGUCCAAUAGCAGGCCUUCUCUUCAUCUCUACCGAUAAGAUUGCUUUCUGCAGCGAGAGAUCAAUAAAGCUCUUAUCUCCAACUGGAAAGUUGCUUAGAAUCUACUAUAAGGUAACCAUCCCAAUAAGUAAGAUAAUGAAAGCAAAAGAGAGCAAAAAUAUGCAAAAGCCAUCACAGAAGUAUAUACAAGUAAUUACAGAGGAUGAUUUUGAGUUCUGGUUUAUGGGAUUCCUCAAUCAUCAAAAGACACUGAGAUAUCUGCAGCAGGCAAUCUCCAGCUCAAGCAAGUUAUGAAGACACAUUUUUUUUUCUAAUGAGCUCGUUCUUCAAUGUAAAACGUUCAUGCAAAAACGAAUUCAGGGAUCUGUUAAAACUUUGUAACUAGAUCCAUUGCUCAAAGGAGGCUUAAGGUUUAACCUUUGUGCCCUUAAGAGUUAAUGGGAAUGUAUAGACUUUUUUUUCUCUAAAACUGGUAGCUUUUGUAUAGACUUAUUUUGUUUUUUGAGAUAGCAAGAGAUACGAAUGUACAAAUUUAUUAUAAAACUUGUGGAGAUAGAUUGAUUAUUUUUUU